CAAAAUAUUCCACCUUCAAUAUUCCCAGCACAUUCAUGUUGUCGGAUUCUUUUAACCUUUCCCAUUCCGAAUAAUUCCGUAAAAUUAGAAAUUAAAUAGCAAUAGUCUAAAGUCAUAGAAUGGCGUCGUAUCUGAAGGACUUUGAGAUGCAGUCGCGUGAACAAUAUCAUCAACAAUUUUUAGGCGGCUACAACGAAGAGUUCUUUCAGCGACAACAGCAACAACAACAGCAACAGCAGAGAGUAUCGAUGUCUGAUAUCGGCACAGAGACCGAUAGACUGAGCAAGAAGAAGAACGUGAAGAAGAGCAAGAAGAAGAUUGAAAUACAAGAGAAUUUCUUCUGGAUUUCAGUGAGCGGAUAUCACUUGGAUCACGUGGGACUCGUCUAUAGUUUCUUUGUGGAUAUCGGACAAGUGAUCGAUAGAAUAUUCACUGAAUCAAAUUUCAUGUAUCUGAAGUAUGCAAACAUCACGGACUGUGAAAUAGCUCUGAGCUACAAUGGCCAGAAAAUUGGCUACGCUGGCGAUAUUUUGGUUCGUGUGCGUCCCGAGAAUCCCAUGAUCGAUUACAAGUUGCACACAGUUAUCGAAGAAGAAGAAGAGGAGCAAGAGACGGAAACGGAAGAAGAGCAAGCUAAAGCGGAAGAAGUGGCUCAAGUCAUUGAUCAAUCGGUUUCCAUUUGUGUUAUCGAAGUGGAGAAACCGCAGCAAGUGCAACAAACUCUUACUAUCGAUAAAGUAGUUUCGAUAGUACCGAUAACUGCACGAAAAGCCCGCAAAACAGGUUUUCUACAAUGGCUCAAGCAAAAAGUCUCUUACAUAUUUAACUAUUAUUAAGUUUACUUUAUUUUGUAUUCAUAUUUUUUUGGGGUAGCGUGUUUAAUUUGUCGAGUAGAGUAGCUAUCGAUUAGUUAUCGAAUUAAAUGAAAAUUCACAACGA
Molecule: messenger RNA, 939 nt
Organism: Drosophila albomicans
Lineage: Eukaryota; Metazoa; Arthropoda; Insecta; Diptera; Drosophilidae
Exons: 2
Coding region: 120-836 (238 amino acids)
Molecular function (GO): nucleic acid binding
Source: RefSeq, a predicted model, not a curated record